AUGAUUUUAGGUGGAAAUGUUGAUCAAGCAACAGAAUGGAAUUUACGUAAAUGUUCGGCAGCUGCAGUUGAUGUUCUUUCAAAUGUAUUUCGUGAAGGUAUUUUACCAAUAUUAUUACCUAUUUUACGUGAAAUGUUAUUUCAUACAAAUUGGCAAAUUAAAGAAAGUGGUAUACUUGUAUUAGGUGCUAUAGCUGAAGGUUGUUCAUAUGGUUUAGCACCACAUUUACCUGAUCUUGUUGAUUACUUAAUAAAAUGUCUUAGUGAUAAAAAACCAUUAGUACGUUCAAUAACAUGUUGGACAUUAUCAAGAUAUUCAUCAUGGAUUGCACAUAAUGAAGUACAACAAAAUAGAUUUCUUGUUCCGUUAAUGUCGGAAUUACUUAAAAAAAUUUUAGAUGCAAAUAAAAAAGUUCAAGAAGCAGCUUGUAGUGCAUUUGCAACAUUAGAAGAAGAAGCUUGUAUACAAAUGGUACCUUAUUUAAACCAAAUUCUUGAAACAUUAGUACAUGCUUUUCGUAAAUAUCAAGCAAAAAAUUUAUUAAUACUUUAUGAUGCUAUUGGAACAUUAGCUGAUAGUGUUGGUUCACAUUUAAAUCGUCCUGAUUAUAUACAAUUAUUAAUGCCACCAUUAAUUGAACGAUGGAAUUUAUUACGAAAUGACGAUAAAGAUUUGUUUCCAUUACUUGAAUGUCUUUCAUCGAUUGCAACAGCAUUACAAACAGGAUUUUUACCUUAUUGUGAACCAGUCUUUGGUCGAUGUAUUCUACUUGUACAACAAACAUUAGAAGUUAAUGGACCAGAUACAUCACCAGACAAAGAUUUUAUGAUUGUUGCACUUGAUUUACUUUCUGGUUUAACUGAAGGUUUAGGUAAAGAAAAUUUUUCUCUUAAUGCUAGCUCCUACACAGAUUGA
Rotaria sp. Silwood2 is the source of this 915-nucleotide messenger RNA. Lineage: Eukaryota; Metazoa; Rotifera; Eurotatoria; Philodinida; Philodinidae. The record is from the annotation of a GenBank genome assembly.